Molecule: messenger RNA, 2817 nt
Organism: Trichoplax adhaerens
Lineage: Eukaryota; Metazoa; Placozoa; Uniplacotomia; Trichoplacea; Trichoplacidae
Exons: 36
Biological process (GO): bicellular tight junction assembly; microtubule cytoskeleton organization; post-chaperonin tubulin folding pathway
Cellular component (GO): lateral plasma membrane
Molecular function (GO): GTPase activator activity; beta-tubulin binding
Source: RefSeq, a predicted model, not a curated record
UUGAUCGCAAUCUAUCUAGCGAUACUCGACGAAUAUCAAGAGCAACCCCACUUACUGGAUCCUCAUUUAGAAUCCCUCACGAAUAUCCUAUUGGAUCAAAUCAGAAAUGGUGACAAUAAUGAUGAUCAGAUCAACCUUGCUUUCAAAUACAUCCAUUGGAUAUCAAAGGUGCGAGGAUAUAAGCAUGUGGCACGAUUAUUUCCACAUGAAGUACCUGAUUUAGAGCCUGUACUGCAGUUACUUAUGAAACAAGACAAGAAUGAUGCCGAGCACUGGCAAAGUAGAUACAUCUUGCUACUGUGGCUUUCUGUUGUAUGUAUGGUUCCAUUUGACAUGGCACGAUUCGAUGGCACUAGGGAUGAAAGACCUAUUAUAGAACGUAUUAUGGAUACAGCCAAUAUGUAUCUAACCGUAUCAGACAAAUCAAGAGAUAUGGCUGGCAUCGUUCUUGCAAAGUUUUUAUCACGCCCUGAUGUUCGAGAUAGAAAAUUAGAUACUUUUAUGAAGACAUUAUUACAAAAGUCAAAAGAAGUUGAUGUUACCUUAAUGACAGGCAUGGUAGAAUUAAGCGGGUAUUUAUCUGUCCUUGCUUUAAUAUAUAAGCACGGGAAGAGAACUGAUGUACUUCCAUAUGCUAAAGCAGUUCUCGAUACUGUGAUUUCAUUAAAUUUAAUGGAAAGUAGUAACACAUUACUAAGAAAAUAUAGUAUCAAGAUUAUCCAGCGUAUAGGAUUGGCCUUUUUGAAGGCACGGAUUGCUUCCUGGAGAUAUAAAAGGGGUACCAGGACGCUGUUAAAUCUGAAAGAAACUUCAGAUAAGGUAUUGACAGAUAUUUCAAUAUCUAAUAAUGAGGAUGUACCAGUCGAUGAUGAGGAAUACGACGUUCCAGAAGAAAUCGAAGAUAUUUUAGAACAAUUGCUAAGUGGCUUGAAAGAUAAAGACACUGUUGUACGAUGGUCAGCUGCGAAAGGUGUUGGAAGAGUUACCGGAAGAUUGCCUCUAGAACUUGCUGACGAAGUCGUCGAUUCAAUAUUACGUCUAUUUAACUUGGGCGAAGGUGAUGGUGCUUGGCAUGGUGGUUGUUUGACCUUAGCCGAGCUUGGUAGGAGAGGUUUACUGUUGCCUGAACGUCUUAAACAGGUUGUUCCUGUUGUUAAGAAAGCACUGAUAUAUGACGUUAAAAGGGGAUCUUAUAGUGUUGGUUCUCACGUAAGAGAUGCGGCUUGUUAUGUAUGUUGGGCAUUCGCUAGGGCUUACGAGCCGAAUGAUAUCAAACCAUACGUUACUGAUAUUGCUAGUGCGUUAGUAAUCGUUUCUGUCUUUGAUCGAGAAGUGAACUGCCGAAGAGCUGCCUCUGCUGCCUUCCAAGAAAACGUAGGUCGACAGGGAACCUUUCCGCACGGAAUAGAUGUCAUCACAGCAGCUGAUUUCUUCUCCAUUGGCCAUCGUGUAAAUGCUUAUCUAAAUGUUAGUGUAAAUUUAGCGCAGUGUGAAGAAUAUACGAUACCCCUUAUUGACCAUCUGUUGCAAACUAAGAUUAGCCAUUGGGACAUUCAAAUCCGUUGCUUGACUGCAUCCGCGUUACAUAACUUAACUCCAAAGGCUCCUGAGCAUGUCAGAAAUAACGUCUUACCGCAGCUAUUAUCGCAAGUAAAUUCUAUCGAUGUAUUUAAACGUCAUGGAAGUCUAGUUGCUGUAGCUGAGAUCAUUUUUGCCUUUCAUAACCUUGCAAUUUCCGAAAAUAAAUCGAUAUCACAGUUUAUUGAUCGACAUGUUCUUGAUGAACUUAAGAAAACUACUAUACAGGUAACAGCGAUAUGUAUGUUAAUGGCUGUAGGUGGAGACCUAAUGAGAUCUGCGGUGUGCCGAUUGAUUGAAAGGAUUUCGCAAUCGAAACUUUCCUAUUAUGACGAUCCUGUCAUAGAUACUUGGCAAAAUCUUAUUAAAGAUGCUCUUGCAUAUACGGACUCAGAAGUUAGAAACAAAGCCGCAUUGGCUUUGCAUGCUUUAACGGCUGAAUACUAUCAAAACAAAGAUGGAUCGGUAAAAGUAGAUAAGAGAGGUAACAUUCAGAAACAUAAUGAUCUAAGCAGCCAUAGCAAAGUGUACGAAUAUUAUUCAUCUGGAUUUAUAAAGGCUGUAGGCUGUUUGCCAAAGUUGUUAAUAAGUGAUAGAUUAAGUCAGAUACUAAAUAAUGUGAUAAAGGCUACAUUGAUUAGAAAACCAAUUGAUGCUAAGCUAUCUGAAACCCGAGCUGAAGCAGUCACUGCUCUAACAAAUAUCUUUUCUACCGUUGGCGUACAAAAGUUUGGUAAUAUAGAGCAGUGUUUCUGCCUGGAUAAUAUUCCUAGCGCCUAUAAUGCUCUACUAACAGCCCUUAAUGACUAUACCAUUGACAGUAGAGGUGAUGUUGGAGCAUGGGUACGAGAAGCAGCCAUGGGAGCAGUUGAAGUCUUCACUUCUCUAAUAGUCAAGCAUGAUGCUUCACUUCUAAAUCCAGAAACAGUUAAGAAAAUAUUUAAUAAUUUAUUACAACAAGCAUCAGAAAAAAUUGAUAGAACGCGUGACAUAGCCGGCAGAACAAUGUUAAACCUUUUAUAUCAUGAACCAACUAUUCCUCAUAUACCACACUUUGAAGAACUGAAGGAAAUUUUUCCUGAGACUGACAUUCGCUUUUUAAAUUGGACUUCUGCCUCAUUGGCAUUUUCACGGACCGUCCGUACUUUAUCCCUGAUGUCUUAUAAAUAUCACGCUUUGCUAGGCUUGAUCGUUAGCGUUGGUGGUUUGACGGAGUCAUUGGUAAUACAAACAUUUUGA